AUCAACGAGGUCCUGAAAGUUACAAAUAGUUGUAAUCCCUUGUGCUUCUUUAGAUAAAUGUUUGUGAAUCUCAAGUUUUGAUACAGUUAUCGUGAUAAUAAUUAAGGUUUUUUUCGAGAAGUUAUAAAUGAUUUGUUUUCAACGGAGGUAAAUAUCGAGUUCCGUGACAAUCUGUCAGGACCUGGGAGACGCUGCUUCUUCCGCCUUGGCCUGGCCUUAGCAGAGAGUAUCUGUUGCAGUCAUGUCGGCUGCGAUUGCAGCUCUAGCUGCUUCGUAUGGCUCGGGUUCGGGGUCCGAGUCGGAUUCGGACAGUGAGGGCAGUCGGUGUCCGCUGCCAGCCGCGGACUCUCUCAUGCAUUUAACCAAAUCGCCUUCAGCCAAACUCUCUCUGACCGUGGCGGUGGACUCGGCUCCGGAGGUGGCAGUUAAGGAAGAUCUGGAGACUGGAGUUCACCUUGACCCUGCUGUCAAAGAAGUUCAGUAUAAUCCUACCUAUGAGACCAUGUUCGCUCCUGAGUUUGGACCAGAAAAUCCCUUUCGAACACAGCAAAUGGCUGCCCCUAGAAAUAUGCUUUCUGGGUAUGCAGAGCCAGCGCAUAUCAAUGACUUCAUGUUUGAACAACAAAGAAGAACAUUCGCUACGUAUGGCUAUGCACUGGACCCUUCGUUAGAUAAUCAUCAGGUGUCUGCUAAGUAUAUUGGCUCUGUGGAAGAAGCAGAGAAGAACCAAGGCUUAACUGUAUUUGAAACUGGUCAGAAGAAAACAGAAAAGAGAAAAAAGUUCAAAGAAAAUGAUGCAUCUAAUAUUGAUGGUUUCUUGGGACCAUGGGCAAAAUAUGUGGAUGAAAAAGAUGUGGCCAAACCUUCAGAAGAAGAACAAAAGGAAUUGGAUGAAAUCACAGCCAAGAGGCAGAAAAAAGGCAAACAGGAAGAAGAGAAACCUGGGGAGGAGAAGACAAUCUUACAUGUUAAAGAAAUGUAUGACUAUCAAGGCAGGUCUUACCUUCACAUACCUCAGGAUGUUGGUGUUAAUCUACGGUCAUCUGUGCCACCUGAAAAAUGUUACCUUCCCAAAAAACAAAUUCACGUGUGGUCUGGACACACAAAGGGUGUCAGUGCUGUCAGACUCUUUCCUCUUUCUGGACAUCUGCUGCUGUCUUGUUCCAUGGACUGUAAAAUUAAGCUAUGGGAAGUUUAUGGAGACCGGCGCUGUCUGAGAACAUUUAUUGGUCACAGUAAAGCUGUGAGAGACAUCUGCUUCAACACUGCAGGAACACAGUUCCUCAGUGCGGCCUACGACAGGUACCUUAAACUCUGGGACACCGAGACAGGACAGUGUAUAUCAAGAUUUACAAACCGCAAAGUUCCCUAUUGUGUCAAGUUCAAUCCUGAUGAAGAUAAGCAAAAUCUCUUUGUGGCUGGGAUGUCUGAUAAAAAGAUUGUACAGUGGGACAUCCGCAGUGGAGAGAUUGUUCAGGAAUAUGAUCGGCAUCUGGGGGCUGUCAACACGAUUGUUUUUGUUGAUGAGAACCGAAGAUUCGUGAGUACAUCUGAUGAUAAAAGCCUACGAGUUUGGGAAUGGGAUAUCCCUGUGGAUUUUAAGUACAUAGCAGAGCCCAGCAUGCACUCAAUGCCCGCAGUGACUUUGUCUCCAAAUGGGAAAUGGCUAGCAUGCCAGUCAAUGGACAACCAAAUCUUAAUUUUUGGAGCACAGAACAGAUUCAGAUUAAAUAAGAAGAAAAUUUUUAAGGGCCACAUGGUAGCAGGCUACGCUUGUCAGGUAGACUUCUCACCAGACAUGAGCUAUGUGAUUUCAGGAGAUGGAAAUGGGAAACUAAACAUCUGGGACUGGAAGACCACAAAACUCUACAGUCGCUUUAAAGCCCAUGAUAAAGUGUGCAUAGGCGCAGUGUGGCACCCUCAUGAGACAUCCAAGGUCAUCACCUGUGGUUGGGAUGGCCUCAUUAAGUUGUGGGAUUAGUCCUGUCACCGGCUGGGGUCAUUUCUGAUCCAGAGUCUUAUUUAUCCAGAGUCUUAUUUAAUUAUUAAAAUGUGUUGGAUGACAGUUUGAUUUAUAGGUAAUCUUUUCUUAUAGGGCCUUAUGAAGUUGGCCUGUUGUUUUUAAGAGCUUUGUAAAUUUGCCUCAGAUAGGUUCAAUAGCAACUUCAUUUUGUUCUUUAUAGAUGUUAUUUAUA
Molecule: messenger RNA, 2195 nt
Organism: Mus pahari (shrew mouse)
Lineage: Eukaryota; Metazoa; Chordata; Mammalia; Rodentia; Muridae
Gene: Cdc40
Product: cell division cycle 40
Exons: 15
Coding region: 242-1981 (579 amino acids)
Biological process (GO): mRNA splicing, via spliceosome
Cellular component (GO): catalytic step 2 spliceosome
Molecular function (GO): protein binding; mRNA binding
Source: RefSeq, a predicted model, not a curated record